CGGAACCAGAUCCCCUCACUUUUUAUCCCAUCUUUGGCUCCGGCGAGCUAUGCGAGCAUGCGGCACCACCAAGCCUGCAGCCGCGCUCACCAGGUGGGCGCUCUGGUCCUCGUCUCUGCCACCUUCCUCCUCACCCGCCUCUUCGACCGCUUCCUCCUCGACACAUAUUCCUCCGCCCCCAUAAACCCCGGCCGGCCCUUCUCUUCCGCUGACCUCCGCAUCUACGUCUACGCUGAGGACGAGAUCCAGGGCCUCCGCGCCCUGCUCCGGGGACGCGACGGCACCAUCAACGCCGCCACAUGCCUCAAGGGCCAAUGGGGCACCCAGGUCAAGGUCCACCAAUUUCUUCUAAAGUCAAGGUUCAGAACAUUUAACAAGGAUCACGCAAAUCUCUUCUUUGUUCCGAGCUAUGUCAAGUGUGUUCGCAUGACAGGGGCACUAAGUGACAAAGAAAUCAAUCAGACCUAUGUCAAGGUUCUGAGUCAGAUGCCAUAUUUCCGUAGAUCAGGUGGGCGCGACCACAUUUUUGUCUUCCCAAGUGGUGCAGGCGCUCAUCUGUUUCGUUCAUGGGCAAUAUUUCUGAAUCGAUCUAUUAUCCUUACUCCAGAGGGUGACCGGACUGACAAACGUGGUACGAGUGCAUUUAAUACAUGGAAAGAUAUUAUUAUACCUGGGAACGUGGAUGAUUCUAUGGUGAAGUCUGAUGCUCCUGCUGUCCAACCAAUCCCGCUAACAAAAAGGAAGUACUUAGCCAACUUCCUUGGACGUGCCCAGGGGAAAGCAGGACGCCUUCAACUGGUGGAGCUUGCAAAGCAGUAUCCUGACAAGCUGGAAUCUCCAGAACUCAAGUUAUCUGGCCCCAACAAAUUGGGAAGGAUCGAGUACUUCAAGCACCUGAGAAAUGCAAAGUUCUGCUUGGCUCCACGUGGAGAGUCAUCUUGGACACUUCGGUUCUACGAGUCCUUCUUUGUGGAAUGUGUGCCAGUGAUUUUGUCAGAUGAAGUUGAGCUUCCUUUCCAGAAUGUGAUCGACUACAGUGAAAUCUCGAUAAAGUGGCCGUCGUCCAGGAUUGGACCUGAACUCCUUGAGUACCUUGAAUCAAUAUCAGAUGAAAGGAUCGAGGAAAUGAUUGGUCAUGGGCGUGAGAUGAGAUGCUUGUGGGUGUAUGCAGCUGAUACUGAGCCGUGCUCUGCCAUGAGCGGUAUCCUGACGGAGCUGCAGAAGAAAGUGCGGCGGUUCCAUCAAUCGCCGGAAACGUUCUGGCUGCACAACAGAACAAUUGUGAAUAGAGAUCUGAUUGAGUUCCACAGCUGGAAGACGCCUGUUCCGUUGCCAUGAACCAUGUAUUCUGAUUUCAACUAUAGCCGGCAUCUGUUUCUGUACCAUGUUAGACAUUUUUCUUGUGAAGCUGUGUUUGUUGUUGUUCUUGCUAAUCUUGAGAAUAAACACAUACAUCGUGUUAAGGAUUGACAAUAGUACGCU
This is a messenger RNA of Zea mays, 1482 nucleotides long. Its product is annotated as Exostosin family protein. The transcript is spliced from 8 exons. Bases 58 to 1338 code for a protein of 426 amino acids. The record is from RefSeq and is marked predicted. Gene Ontology annotation, molecular function: glycosyltransferase activity. Lineage: Eukaryota; Viridiplantae; Streptophyta; Magnoliopsida; Poales; Poaceae.